This is a messenger RNA of Stegastes partitus (bicolor damselfish), 1836 nucleotides long. RefSeq names its product sorting nexin family member 21 (gene snx21). The coding region runs from base 133 to 1455 and encodes 440 amino acids. The record is from RefSeq and is a predicted model, not a curated record. Gene Ontology annotation, molecular function: protein binding; phosphatidylinositol phosphate binding. The transcript is spliced from 6 exons. Lineage: Eukaryota; Metazoa; Chordata; Actinopteri; Pomacentridae. Gene Ontology annotation, biological process: protein transport. Gene Ontology annotation, cellular component: early endosome membrane.
GGUCCAGCCCCACGACUCUACCCGGCGGAGCUUCCAACUUUACACCCAGCGAGCUGACAUGGAUUAACAGGAGCGGAGGAAGUCAGUUUCAAGUCCAGGCCCCUUCCCUGCCUGCGGUGGCCAGGCGGUGUCAUGGCAUCCCGGCUGCUGGACCGUCUGAAGCGCUCGCUGUUUAAAGAUGGCCAGGGGGCGGGGCCGGAGCCGGAGCAGGAAGAAGGUGGCGGACAGGAAAAGGAGGGGUUUAACGAAGACCAUUGGGAGGCAGAGCUGGAGGAGGAGGAGGAGUGCGUUACUGAUCGGCUCGGAGGGACGCUGUGCUUCGACAGCGGAGGAGGAGGAGGGCUGGAGGAUGGGGCAGAGGGCGAGGGGUCGGGCCUGGACAGCGACUCUGACUUCCUGGGAGAGUCGAUGGAGGAGGGAAUCAGCAGCACAGACAUCAGUCCAGUGGGCGUGUCUCCACUGGGCCCCUCCCCCUCCUCACUGCUGACUCGACAGCUUCAGGAAAGCUGGAGGAGCCUGCGUGGACUCGGAGGAGGAGGUAGUCCCGUCCUCUUCAUUGGACGGCAGAUGGACAACUUGCUGUUUGAGGUGACCGAUGCCAGUGUGGUGCAGGACAGCUCCUCAAAAUAUGUGCUAUACACCAUCCAUGUAAUCCAGUCGGGGGGUAGUGAUAAGACUCCAGCAAUCAUCACCCGACGGUACUCGGACUUUCAGCGGCUUCAUGCCACUUUGCGUCGUAACCAUGGAGAUCAGAUGGAACGUGUCUGUUUCCCACGAAAAAAGCUGCGCAGAAACUUCACAGCGGAGACAAUCGCUAAGCGUAGCCGGGCAUUUGAACAGUACCUGUCUCAUCUGUGUUCCCUGUCCACCCUGAGGGAUGCACUCUGUGUCCGCCAGUUCUUCUACCUAAGUGACCUGCAGACUGGACAGCUGCUCAUCAGGGUGGGACGUUACCAGGAAGCCUUGGGUCCGCUGCUCAACGCCAAGAGACUACAGCACAAACUUGGCUGGGCAAGUUACUAUGACAGCCAGACCCCUCCUCCAGCCUCCCCCCAUUGGUUCUUCACCCUGGUGGGGCUGUCAUGCUGCUUCCAGGAGGUGGACCAGCUGGAGGAGGCUCGGGAUCACUGUGACCACGCCCUCCGUGUUCUGACCCCUGUUGAGACUGAGGAUAAGCCCCUCCCACCCAAUGACAACCCCCUCCCUCUGGAGAAUAAGCCCCUCCCACAGACUGACACAUCACCCUUGCAUCUGCCUAUCGACCGGCCCCACCCACUGCUAUUGCCAUUGCUACGUUCGGUGGUUCGGCUGUCGUGGCAGACAGGAAGAGACAAGCGUCAGUGGGAGGAGCUUAUGCAGCACCUGGAGGAGCAGAGGGCGGGGCUAGACAAUCAUCCAACUGUCAAAGAGUUUUUAGUCAAACACAACCUGCAGGAGACAGAGGGGGAAGGCUAGAACCUUGCCCGCACUGCACAAUGCAAUCACCGUGGUACUACAUGAAUUGUGGUCAGCUGCAGGAAAAACACAUCUGAGAAUUUCAAAAAGUCUAAAUAUUUUGAGAAGGCACAGUCAUAAUGUUGUGAGGAGCAGUCACAAUAUUAUAUUACAAUAAAAUGUGAAUAUUUAUUAAUGGUUUAUUUGAAAGGGACUGAUACAAUAUACCUAGAUAAACUGAAAACAGCUAUCUGAUGAAAGUAAUUUAGUAUUUAUCUAUUAAUGCUAAUUUGUAUAACCAGCCUCUACCAUUUGGUAGUGCUAUCAUAGUUUUAAAAUGUUGUGUAUUUUCAAGAAAGCUUAAAAUAUUUUGAGAAAAAAAGUUGAAACAAUAUCAGUCUU